Messenger RNA from Helianthus annuus (common sunflower), 567 nucleotides. RefSeq names its product cyclic nucleotide-gated cation channel beta-1-like. The record is from RefSeq and is a predicted model, not a curated record. The transcript is spliced from 2 exons. NCBI's taxonomy places the organism in Eukaryota, Viridiplantae, Streptophyta, Magnoliopsida, Asterales, Asteraceae. The coding region runs from base 1 to 567 and encodes 188 amino acids.
AUGGUGGAUGAGUUGAAAGAGACAGCAGGUAAAGAUGAUGGUGAAGGCGAACAGAAAGAUGAAAAGAAGAAAGAAGAAGAAACAGGUGGAGAAAAACAGGAAAAGGUUGAUGAAAAGCUAGAAAAGAAGGAUGGUAAAGCUGUUACUAAAAAACAACAGGUGAACAAUGAAGAUCAGAAGCAGACGGCUAAAGAAGCCGAGGUGCCAGAAAAUGAUAAAGAUUCUGAAAGAAAUAAGAUAGGAAUUGUUUCAGAAUAUCAUCAAGUUCCACCACCGUUUGAGAAAAAGUUCACAUUCUAUGAUGAUGAUAAGGUGGAAAAAGCUUUCAACAUGGUUGAUCAAUUGCUAGAUAAUAUUGACGUAUCCUAUUCCAAAUCUGAUGAUACUGGUGAUUCAGAGGUGGUGGGUAAGGUUGUUGAACAUGUUUUGCAAGAUAAUUCUACCAAAACAGAUAAGUCUGAAUCACAUGAUGAGAAUGAGGGAAGUUUUCAUGAAAGUUAUCUUAAAAAUUUAAAAUCUAAGAAAAUUGCGAAUGAUGAUCCGGUAGGAUUGGCAUUUACCAUGUGA